UCGGUGCUCAGAAAUGAAAUCUUCGUUGCUACGAAUGCGGAUUAUCGGGCAGAAUAAGGGCGACCCCAGGGUGAAAUUGGUUCAUGAUUUUUCACUCCCUGUCGAUGGAUUAACACAAGCAGCAAAGGAUAUGAAAGACAUGAGAACGUGCUAUGAUACUCUACUUUCUGCCUCCGCAGCUACAGCAAAUAGUGCUUAUGAGUUUUCAGAGUCAUUGCUGGAGAUGGGCAAUUCUCUACUAGAGAAAACCAAUACGCAUGAUGAUGUAGAAAGUAGAGGAGCAUUAUCAAUGCUUGGGAAAGUGCAGCUCGAACUUCAGAAACUGGUUGAUAUCUAUCGGCACCAGAUUAUCAUGACGAUCACAAAUCCAUCAGAGUGUCUCCUUAGCGAGCUAAGGAAAGUGGAGGAGAUGAAGUUACAAUGUGAUGAGAAAAGGGAGAUGUUUGAAUACAUGGUGGGACAAGUUAAGGAAAAGGGCAAGUCCAGACAUGGAAAGGGGGAGACUUUUAGCUUGCAACAAUUGAAAGUUAUCAACGACGAGUAUAAUGAUGUUGCAAGGCUCUGCGCUUUCCGUGUGGAAUCAUUGAAGCAAGGGCAAAGCAGGAGCCUAUUCACCCAAGCAGCUCGUCACCAUGCUGCACAGUUGAAUUUUUUUCGGAAAGGACUUCAGUCUCUCGAAGCAGUUGAACCAUACAUAAAAAAUGUUUCCGAAAAGCAACAUAUCGACUACGAGCUCUCUGAAACAGAUGAAGGGGAAAAAGAUGGUGGAGAGGACAGUUAUGAGAGCAAUGAGCAUGGAGAACUAACAUUUGCCUACAGGGUGAAAGAAGAACUAGGAAGUGCCUACACAUUGAAUAACUCGAUGGAGUUGAAUCAGAUAGAUGCUUCGAGUGCACGACCAUCUCGGGUAAAAGAUGUUGAGUUGCAGAGAAGUGGAAGCAGACACCAAUGGGAUCAAAUACCUAGCCAACAGCCUCGAGCAGGGAGCCAUUCUGCUCCGCUCUAUCAAGAGAAGUUUACUAGUACUUAUGUGCUGCCAACUCCGGCUGAAGCAAAAGGUUCAAACAUGACUGCUUCUGGACCUCUAUCUAAUCCCAAGCUAUCUGCUGGGAGUUCGAAAUAUUUGUGGCACUCAUCGCCAUUGGACAUGGAGAAGCCAAAAAAAUUCACAGAUGGCCAGUUUUCUGCACACAGUAUCUCGAAGCCUCAAAUAGUUGUUGAAGAAAGCAGCACCUACAAGCACUCUCUUCCCCUUCCGCCUCUGGCUGAGGGAGCUGCUAUCCCGCACAUUGACACACAGAGUGGAUUCGACGUUAAGAAAAAUACAAGGCAAGCUUUCUCUGGUCCAAUUACAAGCAAACCUUCUUUAAACAUGCCCCACGCACUCAUUAGCUCCAAUGACACACCUCGAUCAUUUUCUGGAUUGCUUUCGCAUGCGUCUGGUCCCCAAUCGUCCUUGCUCGUUAAUGUGUCUCAUAACGCCUCAUCUGCCCUUGCAACUUCACCUAAAAUAAGUGAGCUUCAUAAACUCCCAAGGCCCCCUGAUACUUUUGUUUCCAAACAAACACGAUCAAUAGGGGCUCUUGGACACUCCGCUCCCCUAGUCAAUAGCAAACGGGAAGUAUCCCCAACGAACAGGAAUCCCUUUAGACAACUGAGAGAAGGGUCUCCACUUCCUCUCCCUCAGCCAACAGUCUCUCGAAGCUUCUCCAUACCUUCUAUUGGUCAGAGAGAAGCAGGUUUUCACUCAGGCAAGGUUUAUAGCGCAGGAGUUUCUUCUCCUCCGCUCACGCCCAUCUCCCUAUUACAUACGAAGUCACCAAAUUCUGGACAGAUACGAGUGAAUGCUGGUGGGAGCUGACUGCUUUGGCCUUGGUUGCCGCAAUAUCUGCAUUCUUCAGUUUUGGAACCUGCCUAUAAUAUGAUUCUGCCAGCUUCUUGGGGUAAAUAUGACAGAAUUUUGGCAUCUCUUUGUAUAUUUAAGUUGUUAAUCUCGGUCAAUUGGUCUCAUUAUAUCUUGAUUCUUGGAGUUAUAUGUAUCACAA
Salvia hispanica is the source of this 2045-nucleotide messenger RNA. RefSeq lists its product as uncharacterized. Lineage: Eukaryota; Viridiplantae; Streptophyta; Magnoliopsida; Lamiales; Lamiaceae. The record is from RefSeq and is a predicted model, not a curated record.